AUGCAUCUACUUGUCACGCCUCUUCUCUACCGGAUCUUUACUAUCCAGGCUAGCCCGCAGAAUACUAGACUCAUAGGCAUCCUCCUCCUGAUUGAGUUCAGUGUUGUGAUGGUGGUUCACAUGGUCAUGAAUGAGUUCCUUCUCCAUGCCGUGACCUUCGGGUUGGGGGUCCUUUUGGUCGCGACACAGACGAUCAAAUUGGUCUCCCAGCGGGUCCCGCAUCCUUUCACUCGGAAGAAGCUUCGGAACAUCGGCCUCUUUGGCGUCUGUAGCUUCGUCUUCGGCUACAUGGUCUGGCUGAUUGACGAGUGGGCUUGCAAUCCCCUGAUUCGAAUCAGACACUCGGUCGGCUUGCCCUUGGCGUUUGUGUUCGAACUGCAUGGAUGGCACAGGCGGAGUAUCCAUCACUGGCUUGAUCCUCGCCAAAGCCGCGGGAGCAAGAACCAUCGUUCAUCUUCCAGCGAUGACAAGCUCAACCUUGUCAAGCAGAAUUUCGGUGCUGACCUCACCGUCAAUUACAAGACGCACCCCGAGUGGUCCAAAGAGGUCCUUCGUCUGACGAACGGAGAGGGUGUGGAUUAUAUCCUUGAAAACGGCGGAUCCGGUACGAUUGGCGAGAGCCUGAACGCCAUCAAAAUGGGUGGUAAUAUCUCAGUUAUCGGCUUUCUGUCGCGAGCCGAACAGUCGAAAAUGCCUGAUAUCGCUUCCCUGGCUCUUGCCAGGGGUGCUGUCGUGCGUGGUAUCGUUGUUGGAUCCACGCAGCUGCUGGAGGAGGUCACGCGCUUCGUGGCAACCAAGGGACUUAGACUGCCUGUUGACAAGGUUUUUGCCUUCAAAGAAGACGCAGUCAUCGAGGCUUACGAGUACGUCUCUUCCGGUUCUCAGAUCGGCAAGGUCUGUAUCAAGGUCGCGGAAUAA
Messenger RNA from Aspergillus pseudoviridinutans, 918 nucleotides. RefSeq lists its product as uncharacterized. The transcript has 3 exons. NCBI's taxonomy places the organism in Eukaryota, Fungi, Ascomycota, Eurotiomycetes, Eurotiales, Aspergillaceae. Gene Ontology annotation, biological process: ceramide metabolic process. The record is from RefSeq and is a predicted model, not a curated record. Gene Ontology annotation, cellular component: membrane. Gene Ontology annotation, molecular function: hydrolase activity, acting on carbon-nitrogen (but not peptide) bonds, in linear amides. Bases 1 to 918 code for a protein of 305 amino acids.